Messenger RNA from Cheilinus undulatus (humphead wrasse), 3944 nucleotides. Its product is annotated as RNA polymerase II elongation factor ELL2-like. Gene Ontology annotation, molecular function: cis-regulatory region sequence-specific DNA binding. Lineage: Eukaryota; Metazoa; Chordata; Actinopteri; Labriformes; Labridae. Gene Ontology annotation, biological process: positive regulation of transcription elongation by RNA polymerase II; transcription elongation by RNA polymerase II; snRNA transcription by RNA polymerase II. The coding region runs from base 1 to 1827 and encodes 608 amino acids. Gene Ontology annotation, cellular component: transcription elongation factor complex. The transcript has 12 exons. The record is from RefSeq and is a predicted model, not a curated record.
AUGGCUUCACUCAGGCAGGAGCACCAGUAUGGGCUCUCCUGUGGAAAAAAUACCAAAAACAGCUCCAGCAGGACGUUGUACCAUGUCAAACUUACGGACACGGCUAUCAGAGCGCUGGAGGCUUAUCAAAACCUCAAGGGAUCUUUACCAAGUGAACCAUCCAUUUGUUUUAAAGGACACCAAGGGUACAUCAAGAUCCCAGCUCCCACCCCAGAAUCACCGUCUGCCCUCCGUGUGUUUACUUUCUACUUAUCCAGCGACAGCAAAGACCAACCUCAAGCCAGCUUUGACUGCAUCCAUCAAUAUGUUUCAAAUGACGGCCGUGAGCAGCUGGAAGGCCAGGGUAUUAUCCAGGACAAGAUCACGGUGUGUGCCACUGACGACUCGUACCAGAUGACCCGAGAGAGGAUGUCUCAGGUGGAGAAGGACAGCUGGAGCCGCUCGGCCAUCGAGAUCAAACCGGGCACCACACAUCCAAAUAAAUGUGUCAAGUUCAACAAGAGGCCAGCUCCUCCGUCUACACCAGACAGCAGCUUCUUUAAGUCGUCUACCAAUAACAACCGGAGGAAUGGCACUAUGGCCACGCCGACCCAGAAGCCCUUGAGAGAGCGAAUCAUUCACCUGCUUGCUCUCAAACCGUACAGGAAACCAGAGCUGCUGCUGUGGCUGGAAAGAGAAAGAGCCAGUCCCAAGGACAAGGUCGAGCUGGGCGCCACUCUGGAGGAGGUGGCCAAGGUGAAUCCCAGAGACAGCAGCUACCUGCUAAAGGAUGACUAUUACAAACAUGUUCAGCGGGAUUGGCCCGGCUACAGCGAGGAGGAGAGACUUCAGAUAGCAAAACUGCUGGCCAGAAAGUUGCAGCCUCACAUCAGCCAAUCAAGGAAUUCCCAAUCAAAUUUAUCGAUAUCCAAGACCUCAGAGGAUGCAGUGCUGAAUCACAGCACAGCCAAAAGUUCUGCAGUGAAACGUCCUGUGCCUUUUGACUCGUUGGAAAGACUCGAGGUGAAGAAACAAAGAUUUGUGGACCAAAGGUUGCAGCAGCAGCCCACAGUAAAUGAACUCUCAACCAGUAAAGGACCCAGCAUUUCAACUCCCAUCCUUAACCCCAGUUUUCACACUAAGACUGAGUUUCAACGGACAAGUACUCAUACUGGUAACCAGAAUGGCUUGCCAGUGGGCCAUAGUGGCUUUCCAUUAAUGCACAAACUCUCUAGCACAUCUGAUGCACCCGUUUCACACAGCAAAGAGCAGGCACCCAGGAUAAGCAGCCACCAGCCUCCGCAGGGUGACUCUGACCGUGUUCACCAGCAGCUCGCCAACAGCCAGCACAAGAAGAGGAAAUCAAAAAAGCACAAAGACAAGGAGAGGGAGAGGUUAAAAGAUGAAAAAGGUGGUGACUGGAUAGAGACGAGUCCUGAUCUCAAGAAGAAGCUGGACAAACUUGACAAUCCUGAAAUCACAAAAGCUAUGGCAUCUGAGGAGAAGCCUGAUUAUGUGAUCACAUACGGCCCCAUUAUGAGUUUGGAGCAGCGUCAGAGGUACCAGCAGGAUUUCUGCGCUGAGUAUGAUGAAUACAAAGACCUCCACUCACGCAUCGCCACCAUAACUCACAUGUUUGUUCAGCUGGGGUCCAAGAUUAAAAGUCUGUCCCCUGGCACUAAAGAGUAUAAGAUAAUGGAGGACCAAAUAUUGGAAAAGUACAACAAAUAUCGAAAGAAGUUUCCAGGUUACCGGGAAGAGAAGAAACGCUGUGAAUAUCUCCAUGAAAAACUGUCCUACAUCAAACAGCUCAUCUUGGACUACGAUGUCUCCCAAGCUUCGUCAUAGCACCAGAUCUCCUCUCUGUCAGAUGUUUUCUUUUUAAAUGAAUGGAGCCACCUGCUUUGCAUAAACAACAUGGGAAUCAAACAAAAGCAUUUCACACAAGGGAUAGAAACUAUGGACCUCAAAACUGCUGGGACCACGUAUGAUGCUUAGGUACGAUGAACAUGAAUCAGAAGCCGAUGCUAUUUAUACUGUGAUUGUUGUAGUGAAUCACUUCUAAAGAUGAUGUGAAAACUUCAACUGAGAGGCCAAAAAAUCAGUGCUCAUCAGAUAAGUCCCUUGUGUCUGUGUAAGCCAUUUUAGUGGGAAUAUGUAACAUGUUUUUUUUUUAACAUUUCACACUUGAGUUAAACUCUGCUACCGGCUGGCACCCCUUACCUGCUGUCUUUUUAAAUCUGUGGACUUCAAACAGCAGCAGUAAAGACAUGGGUCCUUUUCAACUCCAUAUCAAAGCAUUCUCCUUAAUGAUACCUGAUUGAAACAGCCCUCUAAAAAAAACAUAAAUUUGGAAAGUUGUUUGAUCUCAGGAUCAGUUUUGACAUCUUCUUAUGUACUUUUUUAUUCAUUAACUUGUUCAUAGUGCAGAUUCCUUUAAUGGUUCAGGUAUUUAUCUUGAAGCAAGACUACCUUGAAGCAGUAGCUGCAUCAGCAUUAAUAUAUUGAAACUCAACCUUUUAUAAAAAAAAAAAUCAAAAAGACUAUGGUUUUUAUCUGGAAGUAAGUGGAAUAAUCUCACACUUGGGAAAAAUAAUAAAAGGAAUUAUCAAACCAGAAACUGAUGCAUUGAAGUAAAGGGAUCCUAUCUUUCACCUGGACCUUUUGUUUAGCUUAUGGUCUGGUCACUGAACAAACAAGUUCUUUAUAACAUCUGAAUCUAAAAUAGAAACAGGGCAAAGUUUGGAGAACUGCAGUUUCAUGCUGUCUCCCAAAUAUUCUAGUGCUGACAGUAUUUAUUCAAAACACUUAUUUAUUAAAUGGCUGGUAAAUGGACCAAAAACAAGAACCAUAUCGCCCCCAAAGCCAUUUAAUCAGGCACAAAGUCUAUUUCAAAGUAUUUAAAGCCACUGGUAACAAGUGUCUCUCUCUUUUUUGUUUUCCUUAGAACUACUGAUGUAUUUAUUUAAAGCCACCUCCAUCUGUUUUGUGUUAUUGAUCUGCUCUCUUUGAAGUAUCACGGCUUAUAAGAUCAAAGAUUGUUAUAAAAGAAACUGGGGGGCGUGAUUGUUGUUAUGAAUGGAUCAAAGGUUAUUUGUUGUUUAAGGAGAGUGCAAAGCUGCUCUACAUCCUUUCAAUAUCAAUGCAGGCAUGGCAACAGAAAGGGACAGUAGCCAUUCAUUCAACACUGAUUCAGAGUCUGAACUGUUCACUGUUAGAAAAUAAAAAACAGCAUUACUUACAUGUUCACAAUGUUUGCAAUACUGGGAUCAUCUGUGUCAGUUCAAAAUUCAGACACUUAAAUUUAAUGUUUGCAGUGAAAGAUUCCUGAGCUAAUUGUGGAAAUCUGCAGCCAUAUUGCUUCAGAGAGUGUAACAGGAAGCACUGUUGACAAUAGUGGUACAGUAACCUUGAAAGUUUUACAUUUAAUAAUCAGUGCCCAGUCCAUGUCUUUGCACUAAAGCAAGUCUGAAAAAAUCAUGACUCCACUCAGACUGUAAUUGUUCAUUUGAUUACAGUUUUUUUUUUUUUUUUUUUUUGCAUUGACUGUUUAACACACAGUCAUUGAUUUAAAGCCUUAGAUUACACUUUUACUGGACAAAAACCUCAAACUACCAAUGCCAACUCAUUAUCCACACACACUUCUUAUCUGCCUUACAUUUUAGUUAGCUGUUUCAUUUCUACCUGUUCUAAUGAAUGCCUGUGGUGGCGGUCUCAAACUUCUGUGUACUAUCUGGAUAAAAUCCUUAUUAUGAGAUUUGGAAAAGGCUAUGAUGAUGUAGCCUUUUCAUGAUUCACAUUUUAAUCCUUCUGGUACUUUAGUAAUCACUGUUGGGCUUUAUUCUGCGGUCAGGUAUUUUCCUGUACUACCACUUUGUUAAAAACACAGGGUAGUUUGGUUGAGGUGAUCUUCACUGAUUUCUGUUACAUUUUAAGCACAAAAACAUAAAAAAAAUAAUACUCCA